AUGCCGAAUGCUCGAAGGCUGGUCUUGACGGCUGCCGUCACCUCAAUCACUAUUGCAGGCACCCUGUAUGGAGCAGGCCUGAAGACAAACAAAGAGAUAUCCGAGAAUUCCCGCAAGCAUCAGGAAACUACUUUUGACGAAAAGCUUGCGGCUCUUCGAGGCAUGCGGUCCAAUUUGACUGCUCGGAAAGGCAUGAUCGAAAGUCAGAUUCGAGAUUUGGAUGCGAGGGUGCAGGAGAAGCAAGAGAAGGGGAUUGGCGGAGCCAACCACGAAGAGCAGCACAAGGGACGUUGA
Messenger RNA from Penicillium alfredii, 294 nucleotides. RefSeq lists its product as uncharacterized. The record is from RefSeq and is a predicted model, not a curated record. NCBI's taxonomy places the organism in Eukaryota, Fungi, Ascomycota, Eurotiomycetes, Eurotiales, Aspergillaceae. The coding region runs from base 1 to 294 and encodes 97 amino acids. The transcript is spliced from 2 exons.